Marchantia polymorpha subsp. ruderalis is the source of this 3541-nucleotide messenger RNA. NCBI's taxonomy places the organism in Eukaryota, Viridiplantae, Streptophyta, Marchantiopsida, Marchantiales, Marchantiaceae. The record is from the annotation of a GenBank genome assembly.
CCCGAAUCCAGUUCUCCCCCCACCCCCUCUGCGAGAGCGAGACGAGGGAGCUGCUGCUGCAGCAGGCUCUCGCAGGAGAAUCCUUUCGCCAUGUGAGUGAUCACGAGUAGAACGUAUCUAUCGACCGACCCCCUAAGAAGCCAGAGAACAGUGAGUGGGAAGGGAAGGGAAGGGAAGGGAGGGCAAGGGCAAGGGCAAGCGGAAGGGGCUGGGGCUGGGGCUGGGCUUGGGGCUGCGAAGGGAAAGGAAAGGGAAGGAAAGGAAAGGCAGGCGACGUUGAUUCUCCCGGAAGGAGGAGGAGCUUGUGUGGGGACCGAAUCGAGAGCUCCAGCCUUCUUGCGCCGAGGCGAGGCGAGGCGAGGCGGGGCAGACAGAGGCAUCGACGCACAGAGGCACCCAGAGACAUAGACGCAGCAGGGCUUGUGAGGCUGUGAGGAAGAGAUUGUUGCCGUCGAGGCGGUUGUACGUUUCUUUCGGGAGUCGGCGGCCCGCGAGCGAGCUCGUUCGUCGCUCGGACUGAUUGGACUCUCGGCCGAGAGAGUCCAAUCUGCGCAAGAAAUCGUCUCGUGCACUCAAGGUAAAUGUGCGUCUGUGGCUGGCUUGGUCCGAGGGCAUUGCGGCCGGGCCGACGAUGAGGAGCCUCGCGGGUGAGUGAUGGUGGCUCUCGUAUAAAGCUCGGAGUGUCAGUUGUGCGAGGAGCGAGGGCGCGCAGCAGAGGCCCCAGUGUCUGUAAUCCCAACGGAGCGACGAAGCUCGGCGAGGGCCGAGGACGAGGAGGAGGUGAGUAUUAGGGCAGCAGCAGGAGGAGUCAUGAGACAUCAUGAUGGCGGAGGGGUGAGCGCGCUGGAACCGCAGCUGGUUCAUACGAGCCAGGAGCCGGACCAGAGGCGGCCUCCGAGGCGCUCAGUUAGAACGCACAGGGUGGAGAAUCGAGCCAUGGGGGCAGGGCGGAAUGGACUGCCGCAGACGGCCACCGCGUCGUCGCUGUCCAUGCGCGCGGAGCCGGCGUCUCGCAAGCGGGGCUCGGUGGGAAUAGCCGUGCGUGAUCGCAGCCCCAAGAGAUUGCAGAGCAGCGAGCCGAGAAAUUGUUUUGCCGGUGUGGAAGACCACGCCGUGGCGGCCGAUGGAUUAUCGAGCGAGCUGGCUCUACGGAAUCACCAGUGCCCGGACAUGGGGGCCGUCAAGCCCUGCGACCGUGAGCAAGAUCAGCAAGACGUGCGCGAAAGGAUAGGAGAUUACUUCCCUAGUAUUCACGACGAGCUGGGGCAACUGUGUUUGACUAGGAUUCCGCGUUCGAAGAUAUACGACAUGGCUCUGGUGUGCAAGAAGUGGAAGGCGUAUCUGCUGGGCCCGGAGCUCUACAAGGCUCGAAGGCUGCAAUCCGUUCGCGAAGAUUGGGUGUUCAUUUUAGGAGUAACGAAUGUCGAUAAGAAAUGGCGGGCAUAUCGACCCACCGUGAACGAUUGGGUGGUGAUACCACCGUGCCCUAGCGAUUUCGUGUUCGACUCGUGCGACAAGGAGAGCAUGGUGGCCGGGCUGAACUUGAUGGUCCUAGGGCAAGGCGGAGAUGGAUACGUAGUGUGGAGAUUCGACACCAUCAGGAGCGCGUGGUCGACGACUCCGAAAAUGCAUACUGAUCGGUGUCUAUUCGGCUCGGCCAGCUUCGGACAAUUUGCCUACUUCGCCGGAGGAACGAGUCGAGGGAGUCUUCUGAAGUCGGUCGAGAGGUACAACUCCGAAACCGACUCAUGGGAAUUGCUGCCUGACAUGAACACGGAGAGGAAGUGCUGCUCGGGAUUUGUGAUGGACGGCAAGUUUCACGUCAUUGGCGGUCAACAACAGUCGGUCAUACUCAACUCGGGCGAGGUGUAUGACCCGGCGAUGAAAACCUGGAAUCUAAUUGAGGACAUGUGGCCCAAGAAGUUCGUCCCGAGCACCCAAGUCGCGCCCCCUUUGGUCGCCGUCCUGAACAAUCAGCUGUAUGGCAUCAACAUCAUCGAGAACAUGUUGAUGUCGUACGACAAGGAGAAGAACCAGUGGCAACUGCUGGAGAAGGUGCCUCAUCGGGCCGAGAACACCAAUGGUUGGGGCCUGGGCUUCAAAGCCGUGGGCGACGAGUUGUUCGUGAUCGGCGGUGCGCGAGGGGUCGGCCUGUUCUUACCACAGAUUCAUGCAUACAGUCCGAAGGCGGAAGGCAGUGAGAGAUGGAGGUUUGUGACUGAUCUUCAUCUUCCCACCAGUGGUUUCAUUUACAACUGCGCAAUUAUGAGUGGGUGAUCUCACAUCAACACUCGGGGAAUGCGUCUCGGUCGCACUGGAACGUGUGUGAGUCCGCGUUGCUCUUCUGCUUCCUCCUGUGCAGUGAGCGUGGUAGGUCUGUGAGUGGUCGGUCACGGAGCAGCAAUCGAGAUACCUGUCACGAGCACCGUCAUUGUAAUAUUCUGUACACGCCGCCUCUCUUUGUUCUCCCCGACAUUUCCUGUAAUUUUUUCACUCUUCCCCCGCUCCCCUCCCCCGCCCAGUUCAGGCCAUGUGUCAUAUUCCGACUCCUACCUCCUCUUCCAAACUGCCUCCUCCAGGACACUACAAACUGUGGGUUUUCACUCUCUGCCGUCCAUGCUGCUGUACACCCUGCCAAUCAGGCCCUUCCCCCGGGCUCCAUGGCCCAAGUCAUCCUCUGAGGCAGUCUCUGCCGCUGUAAUAAAUUUAUCCAUUCAGAUACACCGUAUGCACAGAGAAGAUGUGAACGGACGGAACCGUUUGUGAGGGGAUUCCUCACAUACACUUUAAUCUGUGGAGGCUCUUCCGAUGCGGAUAGAGUACCAAUGCUAGAUGUAGGAACAUUCUGAUAUGGCUGCUGUGUCUCUACAAGUUGCAAGUAUGGCGGACUGGCCUGCCAUGUAAGCCUCGUGGGCCGUCUGCCAUGGCCCCGUCGAAGCAGGCAUGACGAAUCUUUGAAGAUGGCGAGUUUUCACUUUGCCCCACGAGUUCACGCGCGCAUCUGUGGGUUAUGUAGUUGCCAGCGGACUGAUUCUUCUGGUCGUCGGGAUGCUGUGUAAUUAAACCAGCUACCAGUGUCUUGAGGGCAGGAUAUUGCCGGGGGGUUAAAACGAUGAAGAUUCUCUGAGAGAGAAGAGCGUGAGAUGAGAGCCAGGGGUAGCCUGGCCAACACUCCCCCGUCUCCCCCUUCCCACUCCAAAGUAGUUCAACAGAGAGUAUGAAAUGUAAGUUGUGCACCCUGCAGCGAUGUGAGGAAGUUAUGCCCCAAGUCAGUAGGUGCCAGUACAGGCUGGCACGUUCAUUGAUGGCUUCAGUGUAUGGUUUUUUUCCAUUACUUCGAGUCCUCACCUUGAUUCAUUUAUGUAAAUAUGUACCGGCACACUACUGAGGUAGUGGAAUUAUCAUCUGAAUGUGCAGCGAAUCAUGCAUGAGAAUACAUUCUCCGUUCUCGCAAUUUUUUUCCACCCGAAUGCUAUGGCUUUUGCCUCUCGUCUUUGAAAGGCUGCAGUCUCCAGCCUCUUAUGACCUGGAUUCUCACAAU